Ilex paraguariensis (yerba mate) is the source of this 744-nucleotide messenger RNA. The record is from the annotation of a GenBank genome assembly. NCBI's taxonomy places the organism in Eukaryota, Viridiplantae, Streptophyta, Magnoliopsida, Aquifoliales, Aquifoliaceae.
AUGGGAGACAAGUUGCGUUUAGCAGUUGGAGUAAUGGGUAACUUAAUUUUUUCCUUUAUUUAUCUGAAAUGCUGCCUCCAUGUUACUCUAUGCUGCACCCUUGUAAUAUUAACAUUUUCAAUGGUCAUAAAGAAGAAAAGCACCGAGGAAUUUUCAUGUGUUCCAUACAUUAUUGCUUUAUUGAACUGUUUCCUUUAUACCUGGUAUGGCCUGCCUGUGGUGAGCUAUAGGUGGGAAAACUUUCCCUUGGUCACCACUAAUGGCGUAGGAAUUCUUCUUGAGCUCUCCUUCAUUCUUCCAUACUUCUGGUUCGCUUCAGUUGGAGGAAAGGCAAGUAUAUUAUAUGAGCAUAUAUAUAGAUGGAUGGAAAUACAUAGAUACAUGUAUAUAAAUAUAGUUUCAUGGGUGCAGAAGAAGGUUGCGAUGAUAACUAUACCUGUUAUCCUAGCUUUUGCCUUUGCCGCAGCCAUAUCAGCUUGUGUAUUCCAUGAUCACCAUCAUCGCAAGGUUUUUGUUGGGAGUAUUGGACUGGUAGCCUCUGUAGCAAUGUAUGGUUCUCCUCUAGUGGUUGUGUGUCCAAAUCUAGUUGGCAGCCCUUUAGGCAUCCUUCAGCUUGUGCUCUAUUUCAAGUAUAGGAAAACAGGAACCAUGGAAGAACAACAAAAUUGGGAUAUGGAAAAGGACAAUGAAAAACACAAACAACAAUUGCAGUUUGUGGUAACUGAUACCUAUGGCAAGAUCUGA